AUGGGUUUUGCUCAGAAAAUUGCCGCAGCUCAGAAUAACGAGAAGAUGGCCAAUAGUGGUUCAUACGGAGGUGCGCCUCCAGCAGGCUACACUGGGGGCCCUCCCGCAGCCUUGCAAAGUGGCGGAUCGAGUCAACAGCCGCAAUACCAGGCUUAUUCAGGAUCUCCGGCUCCUCAGGGAUCGAACAAUCCGUCAUCUCCCUAUUCCCGGCCUCCGCCAUCCACACCCUACCCCGCAGCUCAGCAAUCUCAACAACCGCAGGCCUAUGGCCGCCCGCCUCCACCCCCACCACAAGGCCAGCCCUAUGCCUCCGCUAGUUCGCCCUACCCAGGUCAGCAAGCGGGACAGCCAUAUGCUUCUCCGAGCUCGCCAUACCCAGGACGACAGUCUGCACAGUCGCCCUAUCCUGGUCAACAGCAACCUCCACAAGGAUACCCUGGACAACAACAAUAUCCCGGACAACAACAAUAUCCCGGACAACAACAAUAUCCUGUACAACAACAAUACCCCGGACAACAACCAUAUCCUGGACAACAACCAUAUCCUGGACAGCAGCCGUCAUAUAACCAGGCAGCGCCCUAUUCUUCUCAGGGAGCUCCAUACCCCGGUGGCCAGGGCCGUCCUGGACCCGCACCUGGACCACCAGGCGGACCACCACCAGGCCAGUAUGGCGCACCCGGAGGCGGCCCUCAGGCUGCAGCUCCCCCGGCUACACAGCAGCAGGCUGCAGCUUACCGAUCGCUUUUGAUUUCAACGAUUCAAGAGAGGAAUCUCCAAAGCUUCUACCCUCCGGAGCGACUGGACCGACUUGUUCAGUCGCUCGCCGCCGAAGCACCGGCUAAGCUCAAUAGGCUGAUUCAGGAAUGGGCCGUGCCCAUGGAGGUGGCGACCGAUGUCAUGAAGCUCUCGUUGUUCGACGUGAUUCUCUACGUUGAUGAUAGUGGAUCUAUUGAAUUUGAAGAGAAGGGACUCCGGAAGGAUCAACUCCGACAGAUUCUUGGUAUUGUAGCUACUGCUGCAUCUACCUUCGACCAGGACGGUAUCUCCGUCCGAUUCAUGAACUCUAGUGAGGUGGGCGAUGGCAUUCGCGAUGCGGAGGAUGUCAGUCGUCUAGUGUCCCGAGUCCGUUUCUCCGGCCUGACCCCCCUGGGCACCAGCUUGAAGUCCAAGGUCAUUGACCCGAUGGUCGUUCAGCCCGCCCGGGCCAAUCGUCUCGAGAAGCCUGUGCUGGUGAUCACCAUCACCGACGGACAGCCUGCUGGCGAGCCUCACGGCACUGUGGGUGAUGUCAUUCGCUAUGCAGUGGAGGAGACGUCACGGACCCGUUAUGGCCCUGGCGCCGUAUCCUUCCAGUUCUCGCAAGUGGGAACUGAUCAGCGGGCUCGCGACUUUUUGGGAUCUCUGGACCAGGACCCUCAUAUUGGCCACCUGAUCGACUGUACCUCCAACUUCGAGGUUGAGCAGGAUGAGAUGUCGCGUGCUAACCCACCAGUGCAUCUCACUCGUGAGCUUUGGUGUGCCAAACUGAUGCUCGGCGCUAUUGAUUCCUCCUACGACACCAAGGAUGAACGAGACAACGAACGUCGCGGUGCACCUCCACCUGCAUCGAUAAGCCAGUACGGAGGCGGACCAUACGGUCAACCCCCGCCACCCCAGGGCCAAGCUCAGCCUUCAUAUGGUCCGCCCCCUGGUGCCCCACCGGCUUCGUACGGUUCCCAGUCCGGCUACCCACCGCAGGGUGGUCAAUACCAACAGCAGCCUCCCCAACAGGCCCCCCAGCAGGGCACUCGUGGUGCCUAUGGCCAGCAACCGCAGUAUGGGUCACAGCCUGGACCUGGCUACCAGUAUGGCGGACAGCCGCCACGCUAUUGA
Messenger RNA from Penicillium roqueforti, 1872 nucleotides. RefSeq names its product vWA domain-containing protein. The record is from RefSeq and is a predicted model, not a curated record. NCBI's taxonomy places the organism in Eukaryota, Fungi, Ascomycota, Eurotiomycetes, Eurotiales, Aspergillaceae. The transcript is spliced from 7 exons. Bases 1 to 1872 code for a protein of 623 amino acids.